CUUUGCCUUUGAAUAUCUUCGUGGGUGCACAUCCAAUUUGUUCUAGGGGAAUGACGACAGCGCAAGCAAGCCAAUCACGUCACAUUCGAUCCCCUGAGACAAGGAACUCUGUUCUACUGAGUCUUCUGUGAACCCCCUUUGCCCAUCUUCUCAUUCCUUAUCCCGAAGCUCCCCACGUUACUAGGCGGCAUCAAAUUCCAAGACUCGUCCCCCGCCCCUGCCCGUCCGUGGCGGUCUGAUAUCGACAAAGGAAUCUCAAACGGUCUUCAACGCCGAGCAAUCUUUUCACUAAACGCACAAUCAAGGAGGAUAACGCGUUAAAACUCCAACCUUUAUCUCAAGCAUCAUUUUCUAAGUACACGAGCUACAACUCGUCGCCCUCACGAUGGAGAAGAUCACGGACAAGAUCGCCGCUCUGCCGGCAGACGCCAACUACUUCUCCUUGGAGUUCUUCCCACCCAAGACGGCCAUGGGUCUUUCUAACCUGCGCGACCGUCUGGACAGAAUGGAGAGGGCGUUGCGGCCUCUCUUCGUCAACGUCACCUGGGGAGCCGGCGGAUCUACCUCGACAAAAUCUCUGGAACUGGCCGAGAUAUGCCAGAGAGAGCUGGGCCUCACCACCUGUCUCCAUCUUACAUGCACCAACAUGAGCCGUAAGCUCAUCGACAAGGCCCUGGAGGACGCAAAGGCCCUGGGUAUCCGGAACAUCCUCGCCCUGCGAGGUGACCCGCCUCGAAAGAACGAGUACCGCGACACCGAGGACUCUGAGACUGACGAUGCCGAGGAUUUCGUCUGGGCCGUCGACCUGGUCAAGUACAUUCGCAAAACAUACGGCGACUACUUCUGCAUAGGAGUCGCAGCCUACCCAGAGGGACACGCAGAUGAGAGUCAUCCCCAGGGACAGAGCUUCGAGCACGACCUCCCGUACCUGGUUGACAAGGUCCAGGCCGGCGCAGACUUCAUCAUGACCCAGCUCUUCUUCGACAUCAAGGCCUACGAAAACUUUGAAAAAACCUUGAAGGAGCACCCCAGCGGCGCUUUCAAGGACAUCAUCCUCCUCCCCGGCCUGAUGCCCAUCCAGAGCUACCAAAUGAUCAAGCGGACUACCAAGCUCAGCCACGCCAAGAUCCCCAACAACCUCAUGGCUCGACUGGACGCGGCAAAGGGUGACGACGAGAAGGUCAAGCAAGUCGGUGUCGACAUCCUCAGCGAGCUCGUCGAGCAGGUCAAGGAGGUCAAGAGCAGGACGCCCGGUCCCAAAGGCUUCCACUUCUACACCCUCAACCUCGAAAAGGCCGUGUCCUUCAUCCUCGAACGGACGGGCCUCAUCCCCGACCCCAAGGACGAGGACGAAGAAGCCAUCAUAGACGACGGCCCGGGCAUCCCCGUCCCCGUCGCCGUUCCUGCAGUCCAGCUCAACGGCCUGUCACCGGUACCCCACCCGGCCACCCGCACCCUCUCCAACGGACGACGGCCAUCCUCAAUGGGCUCAGACCCGCACAACCGCAUCAUCGUCUCCGGAUCAGCCUCAAAUCCCGCAUAUGAGACGACGACCGCCGGCCUCAUGGUCUCAGAGCCCCUCAACACCCGCGCAAACACCCUCGCCAUCUCCGAGGGCGUCGGCGCAGUAGGCCGCGAAGCCACCUGGGACGACUUCCCCAACGGUCGCUGGGGUGACGCCCGCUCCCCCGCCUACGGUGAAAUCGAUGGCUACGGCGUCAGCCUGCACAUGUCCGUGACGCAAGCCAUGCGCCUCUGGGGCACCCCUAAGACGGUCCAGGACAUCAACAACAUCUUCAUCCGCCACAUCAAGGGCCAGCUCGCCGCCAUCCCCUGGUCCGAGGAGGAGCUCCUCCCCGAGUCCAACAUCAUCCAGCAAGAGCUCCUCGAGCUCAACACCCGCGGCUGGUGGACCGUCGCCUCCCAGCCCGCUGUCAACGGCAUCCCCUCCCGCGACCCGACCUUCGGCUGGGGUCCCCAGCACGGCUUCGUCUUCCAAAAGGCCUUUGUCGAGCUCUUCAUCCCCUCCUCGGACUGGGCCGGCCUUGUCGCCCGCCUCAACGAGGUGACGGACAACACAAUCUGCUUCUACGCCGCCAACGGCGCCGGCGACUUUGUCUCCUCCGACGCGAGCGGCGGCCUCGUCCUCGAGGGCACGGAGGCGAGCACAAACGCCGUCACGUGGGGCGUCUUCCCCGGCAAGGAGAUCAUCACCCCGACCAUCAUCGAGGAGGUCAGCUUCCGCGCCUGGGCCGAGGAGGCCUUCAAAAUCUGGGGCGAGUGGGCCAAGGUCUACGGCAAGGGCAGCGAGAGCGAGGCGCUGCUGGAGCGGAUAGGCUCCGAGUACUGGCUCGUCAACAUUAUACACCACGACUACGUCGAGAGGGAUGCGCUUUGGAAGUUGUUGUCCGGCGAGAAGGAGACCUGAAGAGGGAUCGGUAUUUAGGAUAAAAACCGGAAGGAAAAAAAAAAAAGGCAAAGGAAAAAAAGUAAAGUGCUAGGGGGCUUGGUUGUUCUAUAUAGUCCCGAUUACCCCUAGCUAGUAGCAAUGAGUGAAAGAGGAGAUACCCGUCAA
Molecule: messenger RNA, 2575 nt
Organism: Colletotrichum phormii
Lineage: Eukaryota; Fungi; Ascomycota; Sordariomycetes; Glomerellales; Glomerellaceae
Product: methylenetetrahydrofolate reductase
Exons: 1
Coding region: 386-2428 (680 amino acids)
Biological process (GO): tetrahydrofolate interconversion
Cellular component (GO): cytosol
Molecular function (GO): methylenetetrahydrofolate reductase [NAD(P)H] activity; FAD binding
Source: RefSeq, a predicted model, not a curated record